Messenger RNA from Guyanagaster necrorhizus, 711 nucleotides. RefSeq lists its product as uncharacterized. The transcript is spliced from 6 exons. Lineage: Eukaryota; Fungi; Basidiomycota; Agaricomycetes; Agaricales; Physalacriaceae. The coding region runs from base 1 to 402 and encodes 133 amino acids. The record is from RefSeq and is a predicted model, not a curated record.
AUGUUUGCAAUAGCUAUCGCAACGCCUGCAUACCAAACAAAGGCUCAUGGUGCGACAGAUUCGUUAUGGAAAGUAAAUGCUGCUUGGGUAUAUGUUUUUGUGCGCUUCCGCGUUGAUAACGGCAACGUUCGGAUGGCUCAACUGAAUGGAUUGCGUAAGAAUGGCCGUCUUUCUGAAGUGGACUAUGCCGCGCUUACGUUCUUUGAAGAGGGCACGGGGCCUUGUAUCGAUAACCAGCCCGCAAUCAGGGAUGGAUACGAAAACGAGAUCGUGGAUGCCGUGUACCAGGCAAAGUCCCGUGUGCUGAACAAGACGAUUCAAGAGAUUGGUAUGGGUAUGUACCAUAAACAACUCUUUGUCUGCGCAGGUUUCGGUUGGUUUGCGUUCGUCGCUAGAGCGUGAUGAGCUGCAGAUCCUGACCACCUAACCCGAACGUUCAGCGGUAAUGUCUAGCCGCUUGCCACUGCUCUCAUUCUGACACAGACUAUCGCAGAGUUCAACUUUAACGGCCCUUACCUUAUUUUGGCUGCCAACGUUGGAUUCCUAGUGGGUCCUGCCAUAUGGAGUGUGGGAUGUGAUACAUGGGGAAGAAAGUAUGGUGUUCGAAUGUGUCAUAUUCGUCGUCAUACUGACAUGGAGCAAUGGAUGGUCAUUCAAUCUCACUCUUCUCAUCGCCGGGGUAUUCGGAAUCGCGGCUGGUGGUUCGCCUAA